UGCCAGAAAGACCCAAAACAAGUGGCUGCGGCCGUCGCCCAGGAGUCCGCCCGCCGGCAGAAGGGGCGCCGCUCCGGCGGGGGCUGAGGCCCGAGAGCCCGCACCGCUGACCGCUGCACCUUUCCCCGCCCGGUGGCUCGCAGGUCCUGGUUCCGAGCUUGUUCCGGGCCCCCAACCCCUGCCUGCCCCAGGCUAUGGCGCUGUCCGGACCGACCCCGGCCCCGAGCUGGGAGGAGGAUGAGUGCUUGGACUACUACGGGAUGCUGUCUCUGCACCGCAUGUUCGAGGUGGUGGGUGGGCAGCUGACCGAGUGUGAACUGGAGCUGCUGGCCUUCCUGCUGGAUGAGGCUCCCGGUGCCGCCGGCGGCCUGGCCCGCGCCCGCAGCGGCCUGGAGCUGCUGCUGGAGCUGGAGCGCCGAGGGCAAUGCGACGAGAGCAACCUGCGGCUGCUGGGGCAGCUCUUACGCGUGCUGGCUCGCCACGACCUGCUGCCGCACCUGGCACGCAAGAGGCGCCGGCCAGUUUCUCCAGAACGCUAUAGCUACAGCACCUCCAGCUCGUCUUCAAAGAGGACCGAGGGCCGCUGCCGGAGUCAGCACCAGUCAAGCAAUCCAGCGGAUGCUCAGCAGGGCCAGUGGGAGACAGGCUCUCCGCCAACCAAGCGGCAGCGGCGGAGUCGGGGCCGGCCCAGUGGUGGUGCAAGACGACGGCGACGAGGGAGCCCAGCUGUCCCCCAGCAACAGCAGGAAAUGACCAGGCCCACCUCCGAAGGCAAAGUGACCUGUGACAUCCGGCUCCGGGUGCGGGCAGAGUACUGUGAGCACGGGCCUGCCUUGGAGCAGGGUGUGGCUUCCCGGCGGCCCCAGGCGCUGGCCCGGCAGCUAGACGUGUUUGGGCAGGCCACCGCGGUGCUGCGCUCCAGGGACCUCGGCUCUGUGGUGUGCGACAUCAAGUUCUCGGAGCUCUCCUACUUGGACGCCUUCUGGGGUGACUACCUGAGUGGUGCCCUGCUGCAGGCCCUGCGGGGUGUGUUCCUGACUGAGGCCCUGCGGGAGGCUGUGGGCCGGGAGGCUGUCCGCCUGCUGGUCAGUGUGGACGAAGCUGACUACGAGGCCGGCCGGCGCCGUCUUCUGCUGAUGGAGGAGGGGGGCCGGCGCCCCAGUGAGGCCUCCUGAUCCUGGUGCAGCCGGACUGACCCCACCUCCUAGCCUUGGGGCCGCGUUCUCCCCUGGAGGAGGAAGAUCAUCUCUGCCCAUGGAGGACUGUCACUCCAGCAGUGCUGAGGACUGCGCCGGACAGCCAGGACCCUCUGCUGCCCCUCCCACAGGAUGUGGGCACCGAGGCCCAAACCACUUCCAUCUGCGUUUUUGCCCUCCCUACCCCAGGUGUGUUCCCUCAGCUUUAGGGAGGCCAGGGGUUCAAACUUGCAGACUCCCAGGGAAGAGCCUCCCCAUCUCACUCACCAAAGCCCCCACUCCUCCCUGACCCCCCCCCCAGUGUGCACACACACUGUCCCCCAAAACCCGAUUGCCUGCCUGGCCUACCCCACACACUUCUUUGGCCUAAGGGCUUUUUCUCAGGAUCUGAUUUUACUGCCCCUCUCCUGGGCUUCAGCCAUACCCAGAGACACUGGAGCUGGGGUGGUCACACACCUGCCCACACAUCCAUCCAGUAUCCAACCCUGACCUGGCUCUCCAUUAUCGAGCUUCCCAGAGCUGGUUGUAGGCCUCACCGAGCCUGUACCCAGAUACCUGAAAUCGCUGCAGUGUCAGACCAAGGCUUGCUGUGCCAAGGGCCAGGACUUGACAGCUUUCUCAGAAAGGGGAGGCAAAGGCCUGUGGGGCUUGUGGAAAAGGAGUUUUACAAACAUCAAUAAAACUGCUCUGUAAAGGGCAUUGGUGGAAAUCAA
Messenger RNA from Suncus etruscus (white-toothed pygmy shrew), 1909 nucleotides. It is a transcript of the gene DEDD2, whose product is annotated as death effector domain containing 2. Gene Ontology annotation, biological process: extrinsic apoptotic signaling pathway via death domain receptors; apoptotic process; regulation of apoptotic process. Lineage: Eukaryota; Metazoa; Chordata; Mammalia; Eulipotyphla; Soricidae. Bases 195 to 1175 code for a protein of 326 amino acids. Gene Ontology annotation, cellular component: nucleolus. Gene Ontology annotation, molecular function: DNA binding; protein binding. The record is from RefSeq and is a predicted model, not a curated record. The transcript has 5 exons.